Messenger RNA from Paramuricea clavata, 1802 nucleotides. NCBI's taxonomy places the organism in Eukaryota, Metazoa, Cnidaria, Anthozoa, Malacalcyonacea, Plexauridae. The record is from the annotation of a GenBank genome assembly.
AUGUAUUGCUGCUCUUGUGGCAAGGAAUUACAAAGUGCCUUUGUGUUCUGCCCAUCAUGCGGAACGAGAAAGGGCGAAACAAGCGGUAUCAUUAGUCCGUCAAAUACAGAAACGGACAGCGCCAAUGCAGAUAGCAGCAAAAGAAAACGGCAAUCAGCAAGCACGAAUCCUCCAUCGUUUUCGGCGUACAUGAAGCAGAAGGAGACAGAGAGACAGUCUCAUUUCAAGCCAAAUAAAAAGAAGGGCCGCGUGGGAGAAACACAAGCCAAAGCUAAAGAUGAAGUUAUCAUUAACGUUGGCUUGAUGGAAUACGAAUAUGGCGAGGCCAAAAUCCAGCGUGGCAAGUCAUUUCCUGUGAAAUUGUCCAGAGAUAUGGGUUAUGACGAGGUAAGAGAGAGAGCGUUGAAAAAGUGGGAGGAUUACGACAGAACUUUUUCCAGAGAUCGUGGAUACGUCGUAACGUUUCAAGAUGGAAAAUUGGCGAAACAGAUUAUUACCUGGCAGCUCAGUGGAAUUCACGCUGAGAAAAUACAAAGAAGGGCUUGGCAAGAGCUAUAGUAGAAUAGUCCUGUACCUUUGCCCUGCGACGGAAAAAAGGAUAGAGAGUACAAUGCCAAUAACAAACUGGUUAAGUGAAGAAGAAGCAGAGAUAGAGAGGGUUUUAUGGGACUCUGACAGUAAUGUAGAUGAUUUCGCUGAUGAUUUCAUUGAUUCUUCCACUGAGGCAUCUGCCACUCCUGUUCCUGUUCCUUCUCCUCACCAGCCUGAGGUUAUACAGCUUUUUGAGGUUGCUGACUUUUUGUAAGUACUUCUGUUUUGUAUCAGUCAAAUCCAAGUGUCCCCCUCCCCAUGGGCAACUGCGGGGCAUUUUCCUGUCAAGCACGUCCCGGGGGGUGGGAAUGCAAACCUUUUCCCAGGGGUGGGGCAUUUGAAAUUAAGAAUAUGGAGGUUUCUAAAGUCUCUAGAAUUAAGAGGCAAGAUGCCACAAACUUCCAUGAUAAACCAGAGUACAGUAUAUAAUAAAACCAGUCAAACGGAACGAUCACACCACAAACUGUCAAACUUUUAAUAUAAAUGCACACUAGAGUGUGACGACCAGUGCUUUCACUAUUCAAUUUAAAAAUUCAUGUGAUUUGUGCCAAAAUUUUCUUGAAAGUGGAAACGCUGGACUGGGCUAGAGUUGACGCACAAUGGUGGAUUAAUAGGCGAUAAAUUUUUCUAAAAAUACAAUCCAAUUAUUUCCGGGGUAGGGGAUUUGCUACAGAUUUAUUGCCCCACGGCAGGGUUUUUGCACAUGGUUUUUAUCCCCAGCCCUGGGAAUUUGUUGUAUCUUUCAAAAAAUUGGAACAAGCCCGGGGGGGGGGCGGGCAUGCUGGGAUUGACUGAUACAUUUGUUUGCAAUCAAUCUGGGAGUUUCUUUUCAGACACAUUUGCAGGGAGCUUAUUUGAGAGGGGUGGGGGCUUUCCUCAAAUAUCCUCUGUUAUUAAUUAAUUUAUAUCUCUCAUUUCCAUAUAAUUUUAGACCUAUUGGCUUGGAUGAGAAUAGUGCUAUGCAACAGGCAAUAGAUGAAAGCAUUCAACAACUUGGGAAUACAGAGGAGGAAGAAGUGAAAAAUAAAGAUCCAAAUGACCUGGAAGAUGAGAGUGUUGUCAUUUUGAUUAAAGAUCAUGCCAAUAAAAUGGUUAAAGGAGAUCCACGAAAUGUUGUGGUGAGCAGAUUAAGUAUCUGGGAAACAGCAAAACCGUAUUUCUUACGACAGAGAUUUCUGCAAAGAACUGGUUUGUUACGGUUGUUUCUCUAA